This is a messenger RNA of Cryptococcus wingfieldii CBS 7118, 1071 nucleotides long. Its product is annotated as replication factor C subunit 3/5. NCBI's taxonomy places the organism in Eukaryota, Fungi, Basidiomycota, Tremellomycetes, Tremellales, Cryptococcaceae. The coding region runs from base 1 to 1071 and encodes 356 amino acids. The record is from RefSeq and is a predicted model, not a curated record. Gene Ontology annotation, molecular function: ATP hydrolysis activity; DNA binding; DNA clamp loader activity. Gene Ontology annotation, biological process: DNA-templated DNA replication; DNA repair. The transcript is spliced from 9 exons. Gene Ontology annotation, cellular component: nucleus; Ctf18 RFC-like complex; Rad17 RFC-like complex.
AUGUCUCUCUGGGUAGACAAGUACCGCCCGCGCUCCCUCGACGAUCUCCACUAUCACGAUGGCCUCUCAUCUCGUCUCAAGUCCCUUGCAGCAUCGGGUGACUUUCCGCAUAUUCUUUUCUACGGUCCGUCGGGCGCUGGCAAGAAGACAAGAAUAAUGGCGACCCUGCGAGAGCUGUAUGGCCCUGGUGUCGAAAAGCUUCGAAUCGACCAAAGAGUAUUUGUCACCCCCUCCAACCGCAAACUCGACGUCAAUGUCGUCCAAUCCAAUUACCACAUCGAACUUACCCCCUCCGAUGUCGGCAUGUACGACCGUGUCGUCAUUCAGGAUAUUCUCAAGGAGAUUGCGCAAACGCAGCAGGUGGACUUGAAUGCGAAGCAAAGGUUCAAGGUGGUCAUCAUCAAUGAGGCCGAUGCUCUUACGCGAGAUGCCCAAGCGGCGUUGAGAAGGACUAUGGAAAAGUACAUGAACAACAUGAGGCUCAUCCUCUGUUGUAACAGUACGAGCAAGAUCAUUGCUCCCAUUCGGAGUCGAUGUCUGCUCAUGCGCGUUGCCGCCCCUUCAGAUGAAGAGAUGAACCAAGUGCUCAAUCACGUCGCCAAAAAGGAGCGAUUUUCACUCCCCUCCUCCGCCUCAUCUGCCAUCCUCACCACCUCCCAAGGCAAUCUUCGCAAAGCCCUCCUCGUCCUCGAAGCCAUGCGCAUGCAAAAACCCGACCUCUCUGGAGAUAUUGAAGUGGCCAAGCCGGAUUGGGAGACGUAUUGUGGAAAGGUAGCGGAUGCGAUUUUGCAAGAGCAGUCGGCGCCGAGGUUGUUGGAGGUCAGGGGCAAGCUCUACGAGCUGUUGAGUCACUGCAUACCGCCGACUGUCGUGUUGAAGACGAUCUCUGAAAGAAUAGUGGACAAGGUGGAUGACACUUUGAAACCACAAAUCGUUCACUGGGCUGCCUACUACGAGUUGAGAAUGAGACAAGGAUCAAAGAAGAUCUUCCACCUGGAAGCCUUUGUUGCCAAAGUCAUGACUGUCUACAAGCAGUACACCUUAAUGGGUAUCGCCGAGGACUUUGAGUAG